This is a messenger RNA of Cuscuta campestris, 6498 nucleotides long. The record is from the annotation of a GenBank genome assembly. NCBI's taxonomy places the organism in Eukaryota, Viridiplantae, Streptophyta, Magnoliopsida, Solanales, Convolvulaceae.
AAGGAAUUGGUUUGGAUGAGCAAUGCCCACUGUGUGUUCGACGAAAAGACUCAAAAAGACGUAGUCACAUCCACAACGAUUGGAUCUUGCUUGGACGAAGGGGGUUGGCAGGUCCUACUUUUAGCUCAGAUCUUGGGCUCAUCUUCCACUAUGGAAUUAUUUCAAGCUACACGGAUGGUGGUUGAGGAUCAACAAGGGUGGCCAUAGAGCUUUCGAAUGACCACAUAUGGAUUGCAAGCUUCUGAUGAAAAUAAAGAUUGGAGACACAAUGGAGACUUAGAACUGGCGAGUCACGACCAUGGACAACAUACAACCAUUUAGUAAAAUUUUGGUCGUGCAUCGCACGAGUACGAAAUCUAGGAGGCAAAUUGGAACAAUAAAUUGACCAAUUGGAAAGAGUGUUCCCGCCAGCUUCUUUUGUAAGCUAAUCGCUCCUGGCUCUAUACGCUUUUCUUAUCGGGGGCUACACUUUUCUCUUCUAUUAUAUCAACAUGAGAAGGAAAAGCAACUAGGGCAACAUGGCUUCGGACGGAACAAGGUGGGUGACUAUAACGCCGGCUAACCUUCAACCCUAGCCUCGCUGGAUUCUGGCAGUACGGAGGGGCUUUGACCGGAAACUACAGUGCAUCGAUUGGUCUGCAAUGAAUGAGAAGUCAACGAGCUCAACCAGAUCCGGCUAAAUACUCUAAUGGUAGAAGCCAGAUUUCUUCCCAUUCCAUCAUCUCAAUCUCCUAAAAGCAUGAAAAAGAUCCGGCUAAAGCAUGGGUGUACGGUAUAUAGACAAGACGGGUAAGAGAAUCUAUCUUACGAUAUCACAUUUUCUUCAUCUCCAUUUUACGCCAUGUCGAAUUAGAUGCUCUAUUUUUUGUAAAGGCAAUAAAAUUUAAUUAGUAAUUUAAUUUCCAUAUUACUGAGUGUUUCAAUGGUAGCAGCUUAGGCCACUGGUCUUUCUCAAGAGUAGUCUUCACUUUUCUCAUUUAGUCCAUCACACAAACGAUAUUAGAAGCGAAAUUGGUUGAAAAUGCUAUUUGGAAGGAAGAGUUGCAUCAGUUGCUGAUCUGAAAUUAGUUCCAGGUUAAUGGGGCUGUCAAUACAUGUAAAAGAGAAGAUUCGCAUGUUAUUUCUAAGCGAUUCAGAAAUUACUUCAACUUUUCUCAUCCUCUAAUGAGGCUAGGAACGCUCCCCCCUGCUUUGAUUGCAUUCAAGAGCUACGUCCACCCAAUCGACCCGUCCUGGCACAUGCUUGGUUUGGGGUACCAGAGUAAGACAAACAUGGAGAGUGUUAAGAAAGCUGCUAUCAUUCACUACAAUCUUCUCCUUUACAGGUCUCACAGGCCAGUGCCUGUUUUGAAUUUUUUUUACGAUAUUCUAAAGAAACUUAGAUUUUUUUGCAAACAUAAUUGGAUCAGUGGUUAAUAAUUAUUAUUAAUUGAAACUUUUAUGUCCUUGAUGUGAAGUUUUAUGUGCUUUCAAAAGUAGCAAGGACGACAACAGUUGGAUUUCAUUAGGGCGAAGAAGGUCAGGUUCUUACACAACUUUAAUUUCAAAUUCAGUUUAAUUUUCAUCCAAAAUGAUAUCUAAGCCUGUUUGGAUCUUUCUUCCACCAAAACAUGAAUUCAGACCGAGUUAAUGGACUCCGUUCCUAGCAGAGGUUGAUAGAGUUGGACAUAGGCAGUAAUCUACGAUCAAAUAUCUUCCUUCGUUCAUAUUUAUUUUAUAUUUUUAAUUUUAUCUAAAACCUCAAAAUGAAUUUGCUGAACGUUGAUGCAUCUUUACCAGAUAUUUAGUAAUGUUCUCUUCUCUUUCGUAUUAGCUUUUUUUAUUUAUAGGUUUGUUUAGAGAUUAUGCAUUGUGAAUUUUAAAAUGCGCAUAUGAUGGUUAUCACGAGGGUAUGUGGCUACAUUGAGUUAUUACAUUUUGAGUUUCAUUACGAUUAUUUGUCUUUAAUGAGAUUCUAGAGGCAAAGUUGAAUUCAACACUUAAGAUUAUUUUGACUUUUUAUGAGAUUGUAGGGAUGAAGUUGAGAUGAAUACUUCACUUGAUUCAACAGAUUGUGUGUUGAUGCAUAUGGAAGCAUUAUGUGAUAUUCAUGUUGAGGUGAUGUAGUAGCCAAACAGAAGUCUCUUUGGACAUGAAGAGAAGGAUGGUUCAGUAUAAAAAAAGGUGAGAGGGAGAUGGGUUUGAUACAUUCUCGAAGUUGACAAUGGUGAAGUCGGAUUGCUGAUAACAAAAGAGAUUAGUGUCCUGAGAAUAGAGUUAUGGGAUAGGAUCGAAAUGAUAACUCUGUCCAUACACAAUGAUUUAAUUCCUGCAAUAAAAAAACUACAGACGAAGAGAUAACACCAUUUUCUUCUUUUUAUUUCAAGUUAUUUAUAUUUAAAUAAUGCUUAUAAGAUUUUUGGUACUUGGGGAUUACUGAGGUCGGAGUAAGGUGGCAACCCAAUUUUAGGGAUGAUAGAAGUGACUAAAUCCCGGACGAAGAUGCCCCCGAGCAAGGGUUUCCAUUCACCACCACCUCCUCGCCGCUGGGACCGCCGCUGAUGAUCCCGUAGCCGUACGAAGACGGGUGCAGGGGGUCGGAGAACACGACCUGGUGGUGGUUCCAAGCCGCAGCUGCAACUGCCGCCGCCGGGUAGUGCUGAUGAAAGGAGGAGCGCUGGAAGGAGGAGAAGUGGUGGGGUAAGAAGAUCACGGGAGUGAGGUGGUGGUGGUGGUCCGGGCGGCGCCUCCCGUCGAUGAAGAGACGGUCCCUAGCGGACUCGGAGGAACGGAGACAUUGACUCUUUAAAAUCUAUCCAGACUCAUAUGGAAUUAAAAUAAUACAUGAAUCAUACAAAAUCUAUGAAUUUUAAAAACUCUAAAAAUAUCUUUUCAAAUCUCAAUUGAUUACACCCCCAAGAAUCAUGAAUUAUGAAUUGAAUAAAUUUUUUUCAUUAGUUUUACACUUUUACCACUAUAUACUUCUAACCCCAAAAUGUUGGGGCAGUAGCACGAUUCUUUUUCCUUUUCCUAAAUUUUCGUCCUAAAUCAACCAACGAUUUGCUCUCGGAUUGUGUUCUUCCCCAAAUUCGAUUUUCCCUACCCGCACGGCACAUGCUCGAUCAAAUGCCUCACUCGACGUCGAGUGUCCACUUCUAAAUGCCGAUUGGGAGGAACAAUAGUAUUCAUUAGAGAUCCCUUUACGAAGGCAUUCCUGUUGAUAUUCCCGGGGAACAGUCAUGGAAGACUUCGAUUCAGAAUCAAUGAAGUGCCGGAGAGAAGUAGAGAAGGCAAUCAUGGAGAAAGUGGGGCAGGUUGUCUGCUCUAUCAAAGAUGCGAGCCGCGUGGACGAAGUUAUUGUUGCUCUUCACUCUCUUGCUGUUCUGCUGUUUCCUCUUGAUCCUCGCUCGUUCUUAGGUAGUAUUGAUGAGCGGUACCGAGAACAGGUACAAAGUGCUGUGGUGCCAGUUUCUGACAAGAGAAGUCAAUGGGAACAUAUUUUCUAUACGGGUGCUGCAUUUCGAAUGCUGGCACGAGUUUUAUUAUAUGAUGUGGCUUUGGAUUGGCUAGCAUGUUUCCCCACCUCUGCAAGGGUUCACAUCUAUGAUGUGUUUUUUACAAACAGUCAUCUCACUGAGGUCAUCCAGGCAUUAGUUCCUUGUUUACAAGGAAAAGAUAUUGGCACUCAUGAUCUCAAUGCAGUGUGCUCAAAUGUUGAAAGAUUACUAUUACUUUGCUUGUUUGAGAAUGAUGGUGCACUCCGGCUGGUUAUAGAAUUUGACACUGACUGUCGAGCCAAAGGAUCUAACCAUGAAUCUGUCCAGCAGAAUAUUGUUCGGGUGUCACAGCUUAUUACUUCUAUUCCUGACAAAGUACGAGCAAGAGCGCCUGCUUCGCUCUCAUCACCCUUAUUCUUUAAGCAUAUUGUCUCCCAACUACUUGAUGGAACAGAAGGAUUGGACAGGAAUUUAGAUGAAAAAUCUUAUUUUGAUAAAAACAAACCUGAUUUUGGCAUGUCAUUUGUUGGGCAAUCAUUUAGUCGCAUUUGUCGCCGAGGGUCCGCAGAUGUUCUGUUAAGUGAGUUAAUUCCUAGAAUCCUUAGAUGUGUUCAGAGCCUGCUAGAACCAACUGCGGAUAUGACUAUUAGAGAAGCAGUUGAGUCAAAACCUGGUCUUCGUUUUUUUCUAAAGAUAAUGGAGGCAGUUCAAGAUUCACACUCAGUAGAAAGGUUGUCUGAACAGCUUCUGAAUCAACUAGCAGCUAAACGUGUUAGAGAUGAUGAGGCAUAUUGGAUUUUAUGGAUCUUGUUUCAUCGCAUUUAUAAGGAGAAGACAUCCAUUAGAUCAAUGUUUCGAGAUAAAUUUUUGCUCUGGAAGGUAUUCCCUAUAUGUUGCUCAAGAUGGAUUCUCCACUUUGCAGUUUUUGAAUGUGUGCCUAAUAUUUCUUUGGGUACAAAAGCCGGUAGUGCCCGUGCUCAUUUGGAUACCGUCCAACACCUUGCCGUGGCAUGGUCUAAAAGAGAAUUUGUUCAAUCAGCCCCACUUGAGCAGCAAGCAUACGUUACUUCUGCUUUAGGCAUUUGCCUAGAGAAUAUGUCAAAGGAAGAUCUCGAUGCAACCAAGGAUGCAUUGCCGUCAAUUCUUCAAGGAGUUAGCGGUAGGUUGCAUAGUCCUGACCAUUUGAUACGAAAGAUGGCUAGCAAUGUUGCUUUAGCGUUUUCUAUUGUGAUCGAUCCAAAAAAUCCUCUGUAUCUAGAUGAUAGCUGUCACAGUGAGACGAUUGACUGGGAGUUUGGUUUAGGAAACCUUAAGAAGGGUUCUCCAGCUAUGCGUGAUUGCAUAGAUGAAGAAAUGAGCAUAAAAAAUGAUUCUUUAUCUACAUCAGCAACAGAAGAAUUUGAUGAAAAAGGUGAUGAUGCUAUGUCCAACAAUUUUAUGGAUAAUUGUAAGAGAUUGUCUGUAUGCAAAUUGGUUGACCCAGAUGAGAUUGUUGACCCUGCAUCACUAAUGACUCAGCUGGCUCCCUAUGAAGAGGAUGAUGACGUUGCAAAUGAAGAUUCUGAAUCCUCUAGUGAUUCAUCUCUGCAGCCAUAUGAUUUAGCAGAUGAUGGUGCAGAUUUGAAAAGAUCAUUCUCACAGUUGGUUGAUGUGAUUGGAGCACUAAGGAAGCCUGAUGAUGGCGAGGGUGUUGAACAGGCUCUUGAUGUUGUUGAGAAGCUUGUGCGAGCCUUUCCUGAUGAGCUUAAGUUUGUAGCUGGAGAUCUGGCUAGAGCACUUGUAUAUGUCCGUUGUUUUGAUUCCACUGUUGAGGGUGAGGAAGAAUCAGCUGAAGAUAAGAGAGAAAAAUCCUUAGUUGCUCUGAUCGCCACAUGUCCAAAUGAAUCUCUUAAUGAGCUAAACAGACUGAUAUAUUCUCCAAAUCUAGAUAUAAGCCAGCGUAUAUUGAUUCUUGAUGUCAUGACAGAUGCUGCUCAAGAACUUGCAAAUUCACGAACUUCAAAACCCAAACAACACUCUAGAUCCCUUGUGUCAUCCGUGUCAGACCAGCCAUGGUUUGUGCCCAAGAACAUUGGCCCACCUGGAGCAAGCUCCUGGAAGGAGAUCUCAACUCCGGGAACUCCUUUGAAUCUGUCAUAUUCUUAUGAGAGAGAGCUCCCCUCGAAACCAAGCCAGCUCAAGAGAGGGAAGACACGCCGGUGGAGCCUUCAAUCAUCACAAAAACAAGAUAACCAGCUUGAGUGGUCCUUGAAUAAGUUUCCACAAUAUGCAGCUGCAUUUAUGCUACCAGUAAUGCAGACGUUUGAUAAGAAAAGACACGGUGUUGAUUUGCUUGAUAGAGAUUUCAUUGUCUUGGGAAAGCUUAUCUACAUGCUUGGGAUUUGUAUAAAGUGUGCUGCGAUGCAUCCAGAAGCAUUUGUUUUGGCAUCUCCUCUAUUGGAUUUGCUGAGAUCAAGCAAGGUGUCUUUUCAUGAGGAAGCAUAUGUUCGGAGAUCUGUGCUUUUUGCAGCAUCAUGCAUAUUGGUUUCUCUUCAUCCCUCCUUCAUAAAAUCUGCCUUACUUGAAGGUAGUGUUGACAUUGUGAAUGGGCUCGAAUGGGUACGCACAUGGGCCCUAAGUGUAGCUGAUUCAGACACAGAUAGGGAGUGCUACACGCUGGCAUUGAGCUGCAUCCAACUCCAUAGUGAAAUGGCAUUGCAAGUUUCCCGAGCUGUUGAUUUGGCGGAAGAGAGUAACAGCGUUUUACCAUCCAAUUUUCUGAGGAGCGGCGCUAUUAAGUUCUCCUGAUUUGUGAGUUUGAAGAAUGCUUUGAGAGCUUUGAUUGGGAUUUAAUUAUUUAUUAGGGCAUUAUUCUAAAUGGAAUGCACUGAGGAUUAUUGUGUGUUGUUUAUAGCCUUAAUAAUUAGCGCUUUAAUUUGCUACCUAAUUAUUGUUAAUUGUUUGAAAUUUGCCUGGCUAGUUUUUGAUCCAUGCACUGCAAAAUUACUAACGUUUGUUGUCCAAAUAUACGUGUAGAAUACUG